This is a messenger RNA of Nycticebus coucang (slow loris), 2920 nucleotides long. It is a transcript of the gene IDI1, whose product is annotated as isopentenyl-diphosphate delta isomerase 1. Gene Ontology annotation, cellular component: cytoplasm. NCBI's taxonomy places the organism in Eukaryota, Metazoa, Chordata, Mammalia, Primates, Lorisidae. Gene Ontology annotation, molecular function: isopentenyl-diphosphate delta-isomerase activity. The transcript is spliced from 6 exons. Gene Ontology annotation, biological process: isoprenoid biosynthetic process; isopentenyl diphosphate biosynthetic process. The coding region runs from base 760 to 1605 and encodes 281 amino acids. The record is from RefSeq and is a predicted model, not a curated record.
GGAAAAGGUUAGCCGGUGGUGGUGCACACGCCUGUCCUCCCACUCAGAAGGCUGAACAUAGAGGAUCGCUUGAGCCCAGGAAUUGGAGGUUGCACUUAGCUAUGAUGCCACUUCACUCAAGCCUAGCGUGGCCAUCGCCGUCUGCAGCGUCUCCCUGAUGGGGAGGUCCGCGCAGCUUUCCGUCCCGGCUUGGGGCAGGUGUCAUCCAGAGUCCGCAGUUCACCGUCCGGGAUAGGGCCAGGGGCCACCUGGAGUCCGUGGGCCAACAUCCCACCCAUCAGUCCCGUCGGCAAAGACCAGCCGCGAAGGUGCUCGGCUUUAAGGUGCAGAAACCCAGUACCGCAAACCGCCUGCCCCAGCGACCAGAGUCCGUAAGUCCCAGGCCCGAACGGCGUGUAUGGUGUUGUGCGCACGCGCGUCCGACAGGGUGGGCCGGCGAGCAGGACGCAGUGCGCAGGCGCAUCUGAAGGGGCAGGCCUGCUCCCCAAGAGUACGCCUCGGAACGCCUGGCGUUAUGGCGCAGCCUCUUCAGGGUGUCGGGCGGCUCAACUUUGGCGCCUGACGGUCGCGGCGGCGAACACCUACCCCUCAGGCUGGGGACGCCCACCCUUCAGCACCGGACCGGGCGAGUACGGGGCUGGUUCCGCAGGGACCCGAGGCUGCGGCGCGUCGGCGAGGGCCGGGCGCAAAGGUGGCGCCAUCGCGCGACUGUCUGGAGCGAGCGUGACGUCAGGCGCACGGACGCCGAUUGGUCGCGGCAUGUGGCGCGGGCGGAUGCUGGUACGGGCCAUUGGACACACGGCCUGUGGGCGGGGCCGGCGGGUGGUUGGUGCAGAGAAGGCGCGCGCGCCCAGACGGGCUGGCGACUUGGUCCGGAGGCCGCUCAGUAGUGUUCUAGGUCAAAUAAGACAUUUUUUAACAAUGCCUGAGAUAAAUACCAACCAUCUGGAUGAGCAACAAGUUCAACUCUUGGCAGAGAUGUGUAUACUUAUUGAUGAAAAUGACAAUAAAAUUGGGGCUGAGACUAAGAAGAAUUGUCACCUGAAUGAAAACAUUGAGAAAGGAUUAUUGCAUCGGGCUUUUAGUGUCUUCUUAUUCAACACUGAAAAUAAGCUGCUGCUACAGCAGAGGUCGGAGGCUAAAAUUACCUUUCCAGAUUGUUUUACCAACACAUGUUGCAGUCAUCCAUUAAAUAAUCCAGGCGAGCUUGAGGAGAGCAAUGCCCUUGGAGUGCGACGGGCAGCACAGAGGCGCCUACAUGCGGAAUUGGGAAUUCCUUUGCAAGAAGUGCCUCCAGAAGACAUUAAUUAUUUGACACGAAUUCACUACAAGGCCCAGUCUGAUGGUAUCUGGGGUGAGCAUGAGAUUGACUACAUUCUGUUUGUGAGGAAGAACGUGACUCUGAAUCCAGAUCCCAAUGAGGUUAAAAGCUACUGCUACGUGUCCAAGGCAGAACUGGAAGAUCUUCUGAAAAAAGCAGCCAGUGGGGAAGUUAAGAUUACACCGUGGUUUAAAAUUAUUGUAGAGACUUUUCUCUUUAAAUGGUGGGAUAACUUAAAUCAUUUGAGCCAGUUUGUUGACCAUGAGAAAAUACAUAGAAUGUGAAUGUGGAGAUGAAUGAUUACUGCAGGAUUUCUCUGUUUGGUAAACUUAGAAUUACUUUUUUAUAAAAUUUGGUUCCCCGUUAAGAAAACUCUCAUAUGAUACAUUGGCAAUUUACAACUUGUGUUGAAAACACAACUAAUAAUAAAUUAGUUAACUAAUAAAUAAAUUACCUUCAUAAACUUAAGGUAAUUUACAACUUGUGUACAAAACACAACUAACCAUUUUGUAUCACACACCCCAUAUAUGUGAUGAGAAGUUACUGUGAAAUGAAAGAGAACAAAUAAAACACAAUUUAACCUGUCCAGACAUACGGUUAUAACAAAUCUGAACUAACAGGGACACUUUUGUUUUUGAUAUGUUAUGGAAAAUGUUUUUGGAUCACUUUUUGUCUGCCAGGAGCAAUCCUUGCUUUUGCAAUGGUACAGGUUAGGUUAGGUCUUCUUUUAAAUAGUAUUUGCCAGCCGGGCACAUUCUGUUUGUGAGGAAGAAUGUGACUCACAUUCUUCAAGCCUAUAAUCCCAGUAUUCUGGGAGGCCAAGGUGGGAGGAUUGCUUGAGCUCAGGAGUAGGGGAACAGCCUGAGCAAGAACAAGACCCUGUCUCUAAAAAUAGCAUGGUGUUGUGGCUGGCGCCUGUAGUCUCAAGAUCCUCCUGAGGCUGAGGCAAGAGGAUCACUCGAGCCCAAGAGUUUGAGGUUGCUGUGAGCUGUGUUGCCAUAGCACUCUACCAAGGGCAACAAAGUCAGACUCUUGUUUUUUUUUUGAAAAAAUAAUAAUAAUAAUAAAGACAAUAAAUGUUAUUUGCCAAUUAGCAAAAUCUGUGUUCUCAGAAUUAGGGGCCACAGAGGGCUGUACACAGGUGGGAAAUGUGUCCUGUACACAGGGUUCCUACCCCGGGCUCAGCGUCCAUUUGGGCUGAAAAACUUUCUCUUAGGACCAGCCUGUGCACUGAGGGGUAGUUGGCUCUACACCCUGAAUGCCACUGUACCCCUCUUCCUAUGACAGCCAGUUGGAACUGGUUGUCCCUGGGGCCACUCUACUGAGUCACGCUCAGCUAAGAACCACUAUUCUGCAAAGUCAGGCCAUGUUGCAGGGACAGAAAAAGAACAAAGCAAAAGGCUGAGUUCAUACUAAAUAGUUCAAGUUUGGAAUAUGUGUAUGUUAGUAUAAAAAAAUUGUACCUCAGUUAAUAUACUUUUAUAAAUUGUCGCAGGUAUAUUUCACAAGUUUGAACCCUUAAGACUGUUUUCUUAUCCUUAAAUGCUGUAUAAUAGUAAUGAAAAAUAAAAUACAAAAUUGUUUUCUUACAAAGCAAAA